AUGUCCCCCCAGGCGACAGUGGCCGCGUUUGCCGCCAGCGAGGGCCACGCCCACCCCCUGGGACCCCCCAAUGACCCAUUAAUGACCCUCAAUGACCCAUUAAUGACUGCGACAGUGGCGUUUGCUGCCAGUGUUCACGCUGAAACUAUCAAAAUCUCUGUCGAGGUCUAUGACGUUAAUCUGAGCAUCAACAUGCCUGAAGGUCCAGAUGGCAGCUUGGAAUUUGGAACCAUUAAUAUCCUGGAUAAUAAGAAGGAAGUCCUGAGCCUGAAGAACCAAGGCUUAUAUGACAUUGAGUACAGUUUCAAGCUGAGAGCUGGAAGUGCCAAGAUCGGCAACUUGGAAUCUCACUUCACUGUCCGGCCGCAGAGGGGUUUAUUGAAAGCCUCCAAGCCAGCUGUGAAAGUUGAGAUUCUCUUCCACCCCAAGACUGAGUUGUUUAUUAAGAGCAGGCCCAUCCUGCUCUGCCAGGUCACUGAUCCCAAAUUGAGUGAAGGAGAGCAGAGCGUUGCCACCAUCCCACUGAGGGUGUCGGCGAGGGCUGUGUACAGCAAGUACAACAUCGAGCCUGCCUCACCCAUGGACUUUGGCGCCAUGAUUAAGGGCACUAAGGCGACCCAGGUCUUAAUUCUGGAGAACAAAGGUGCCCUCAGCUUCAAAUUCGUCAUCGACCGAGCCUCUCCACUGCCAAGUUCACAGCAAGAGGAAUCUGCCCCCUCGGAAAGGGAAAGAAAGCGCUCGCCACAGGCUCAGCUCACCGUAGGCAUGUUCACGGUGUCCCCUUGCUCCGGCUCCAUCGGUCCUUGGGGCCACCAGAAGAUCACAGUGGAUUGCAACGCAGGACCAGAGGGGAAAUGUGAGGAGCAGCUGUGCAUUGACAUCAGCAACAGAGACCCCAAGGACAAUCCCCUCGGCAUUCCCUUUAUCCUGACUGCCGAGUCCUGCUUCCCAGCACUUGUUGAAGACAUCACGUCCAUCUUUGAGAAGUACCCGAUCCACAGCAACGUCAAUCUCCGCCAGACGUUACAGUCGGUGCAAGGCAACGGCGUGUUCAUCAAAGAAGACAACAAAUUCAUUUUCACCAAAGUUCUGGUUGGGCAACAGGCCACAGCUCAGUUCAAGAUCUCCAACAGCAGCAGUGUCCCAUGUGACGUGGUCCUCUCCAUCAAGGCCAUGCCUGAAGAGCCUCACGACGUCAUCAGCAACAUCUUCAAGGUGGAUCCUGCUGAGAUGAGCAUUCCUGGCUUAUCCCACGCCUUUGCUACAGUGACCUUCACUGCAGAACAAAAGGAAGAGUACCAGGGCAUUUUCACCGCUUCUCUUGUUAGCCCAAAAAGCAGCUCCGGGGAGGCAACACCACAACAACUGACCUUCACUAUCAGUGGAGAGGGGCACGUGCCUCAGGUGACAGUGGUGUACCCAGGCCUUCAGAGCAAGAGAGGAAACCCUGUGCUGCGCUUCAGGAGACUCCUGCUGGGGGAUUCACAGAAACUCCCCCUGGUCCUUCGUAACAACGGCGUCAUACCCACCGAGUUUGCAGUACGACUCUUGGAUGAAAAGAGAGUUUUCUCCAUGAAAGGCAGGCAGUCUGCAUUCCAGGCCUUCCACAUGGGAGACGUGGAAGAGGACUCCACCGGAAAAGCCAAGAAGCAUCACAAGAAGCCUUACAUGCUCCUGGAACAGGGACAAUCAGCAGAAUUUGACGUGUUUUUCAAACCCACCCUGGCCCAACGUCUGGAAGGGAAGAUCUGUGUGGAAAUGUCCGGCAAUAAUGAGAUCAACAUCGAGCUGGUGGGUGAAGGCUAUGAUGAUGACUUCACCCUGGAUAACCUUCCUGAAUUAGAAGAGAGUGAGGAGAGCAGUGCUAAGGGCAGUCUGGACGGACGACAUCAUUGAGGCUGUCAGAGUGAAUCACAUUGAGUUUGGGGACUGUGCAGUCGGGAAGCUCUGCGACAAGACCUUCGCAGUCACCAACCGCAGCAAGGAGGAGGUGAUGCGGUU
Molecule: messenger RNA, 2001 nt
Organism: Myiozetetes cayanensis
Lineage: Eukaryota; Metazoa; Chordata; Aves; Passeriformes; Tyrannidae
Product: hydrocephalus-inducing protein homolog
Exons: 13
Coding region: 1-1896 (631 amino acids)
Biological process (GO): cilium movement; axonemal central apparatus assembly
Cellular component (GO): axoneme
Source: RefSeq, a predicted model, not a curated record